This is a messenger RNA of Penicillium maclennaniae, 1539 nucleotides long. Its product is annotated as putative mRNA processing protein (Mss51). Gene Ontology annotation, cellular component: extrinsic component of mitochondrial inner membrane. Gene Ontology annotation, biological process: mitochondrial respiratory chain complex IV assembly. The transcript has 4 exons. Lineage: Eukaryota; Fungi; Ascomycota; Eurotiomycetes; Eurotiales; Aspergillaceae. The record is from RefSeq and is a predicted model, not a curated record. Bases 1 to 1539 code for a protein of 512 amino acids.
AUGGCAGGGGGAUACACCUGUGUCCAGUGCCUGAGUGUGCUUCGACAGGGGAUCCGGGUGUCCGGUACUCCAGGUCGUCUCCAGAGCCUGGCUAAUCUGCGACGAAGAUCUGCUGUUUCUCCAUCGUGGAUCCGCAGCUUUGGCUCAGAGCGCAACAACCGCUCCCUAGGAGGGUAUACCCCCGAGCAGGGAAAGAAUGCCACUGGAAAGACGCCCGCGAAUCCGUCACCGUCUGCACCGUCGGCGCAGAGAGCCGCUUCCACGUCAGCCGGUCCCUCCGUCGAUACGCGAGCUCUUUUAAAGCCCGACAACCUAUUCCACUCCUUCUCGAACUCACCCUCGCCUGCGAUCCGCCAACGUGCUGCUUUCAUUAAACAGAAUGCAUUUUGCCCUCACCCGAGCCAUCAGCAGACCCGCGCUCCUGUAUCGCCUCACGACCCGGAAGCGCGAAAGACAUCCGACGAGACCAGUCAGCCGCCGGCCCAUUCGCACUUCGAGUGUCCCGAUUGUGGUGUCCCAAUCUAUUGUUCCGAGGGCCACUGGAUGGAUGACUUUGAGGCUCACCUCGAGGUCUGCGAGACCAUCCGACAGAUCAACGAGGAUGACCAUGACUUGCACUCCGGCCGCCACUUCCCUGAAUUCUCGUACCCAGGCGUCCAGGACGACAACUUCGUUAUUAACAUGACCAACUGGGAUACCUACAUGUACACUCGCGAGUAUGAUGCUAUCAACUCCGAUCGUUCCAUGCGCCAGGUCACCCGCAUGCUCACCUACCCGCAGACCAUUGCGAGUGUCCUGCAUGAGCUUAGCCCUUACAGUGUCCGUGGCAAGAACCGUUUGACAGGAGAGGGAUUAAAGAGUUUGAGCGGUACGUUCAGCUUGGAUCUAGGACAAUCGAUCUCGUGCGCUGCGGUAUUCCUGCACCCUCCCAAGACGGGUGAAGAUGUCGAUAUCAAGGGUCUGCGUCUGAAGGCUCCUCCAGUCCGCAUCUUCAUUUUGGGCGCACGGGCGGAGUCCUCCCUGCCCCGUGAUGUCUGGAUGCAGCUCUCUUACAUGUUCCCCCAAGCUCUUCUGCACAUCAUCUUCAUCGGCCCCGAAAGUAUGGCCAACCGCGACUCCGAGUUCCCCCUUCCAGAGCGCACCCCCGAGAACCCCUUCGGCGGUAUCGUCGAGGACCGUCUAGGUGGGCAGAUGAAGAUUACCACCUACGUUGACUACUUCCACACCAUGUAUAAAGCGCAGUACUUCCAGCCCUUUGACCCCUCGCACGAAUGGACUGAGACUCUUCCUCAGCUCUUGGAGACCAAGGUUCCCAUUCUCUGUACCGGAUACACCCAGUGGGAUAUGGAACGUGAUAUCAACUGGGUUCACGAGAAGUGUGCGGGUGAAUUCGAUCUUCUGCUCGAACCUGGUGAGAACAUAUUCCGCAGUCUGCGCUGGGAUUUGAAUGACCUCGACCCGCAUGAUGUUUCAUGUGGAAACUGGGGUCUGUGGGCGUUCCGUGGUAAGAGGUAUGAGGCCACAUUCAAGGCGGAGUAG